AUUGAGGUCUCCUCAUAGCGAAGUCACAUUCAUAUAUCCAAAAUGGCUUUUAAGUUGUUAGUCCUGAUCUGCGCAGUCGCCGCUGCCCACGCCGGAGUGAUCGCUCCAGUGACCUACUCCCACGCGGCGCCGUUGGCAUACGCCGCCGCCCCCGCAGCCCACCUCGUCCACUCUGCACCCGUCGCCUACGCCGCUCCCGUCGCCAAGGCCGUCGAAGAGUACGACGCUCACCCUCAGUACAGCUUCGCCUACGACGUACAGGACGGCCUCACCGGCGACUCCAAGAGCCAGCACGAGAGCCGCGACGGCGACGUGGUCCAAGGGUCCUACUCCGUGGUGGACCCCGACGGCACCAAGCGCACCGUGGACUACACCGCGGACCCGCACAACGGUUUCAACGCCGUCGUCCACAGAGAAGCCUUAGGUGUUAAAGCUGUUGCCCCAGUCGCUAAGAUUGCCCCGCUCACAUACGCCGCUGCCCCAGUGGUCCACUCUGCCCCAAUCGUACACGGAGCCAACUACAUCCAGCACGCGGCCCCAGUAUCCUACUCCACUCCCUACAUCCAUCAUUAGACCAAUGCUCUAGUCAAAGUGGGAUAUGGCGUCAAGUAUUAAUUUAUUUUAGUUGUAAAUUACAAAAUAAAAUAAAAUAGAUAAAAAAAGUCAUGUCUUUCUUUUUACUUCACCGGAAUCGAACCGGGUUCUACUGUUUUCCGGAUCACCCAAUCUGAGC
This is a messenger RNA of Leptidea sinapis, 733 nucleotides long. RefSeq names its product larval cuticle protein A2B-like. The transcript is spliced from 3 exons. Lineage: Eukaryota; Metazoa; Arthropoda; Insecta; Lepidoptera; Pieridae. Gene Ontology annotation, cellular component: extracellular matrix. Bases 43 to 573 code for a protein of 176 amino acids. The record is from RefSeq and is a predicted model, not a curated record.